This is a messenger RNA of Fimicolochytrium jonesii, 1308 nucleotides long. RefSeq lists its product as uncharacterized. Lineage: Eukaryota; Fungi; Chytridiomycota; Chytridiomycetes; Spizellomycetales; Powellomycetaceae. The coding region runs from base 176 to 1054 and encodes 292 amino acids. The record is from RefSeq and is a predicted model, not a curated record. The transcript has 2 exons.
GAUCGUUUGCAAGCGCUGUCCUCAAAGGACGACGUCCCAAAGGAAGUGGAGCAGGCUUCUUCAAUAUCAGGAGAGUUGCGCAAAUGUCUUGAGGGAUUGAGCCCGCUUGCCUUGAACAUCUUGGGUAUUGCCUCAUCGUUUAAAGCGCAACUGUGUGUUACUUCGCCAGCUUAUCAUGUUUUCUUUUCCAGGCUUGACAACAUGCGAUCAUCUGCUGCCAGGCGUGCGCGACGAGCUCAUCAUCAUAUUUUCGCUGUUCCUACGAGACAUUCUUGACUCGCUGUGUAUCGCGGGAUCAGUAAUGAACGAUAUCUUGGCGCGGUCUCAGGAGGGUCCUUCAACAGGUACUAAGCGACGCUCACCGACAGGGGCUGCAGAACCCAAGGAGCCGCCCUCUCAGCGCCGCCGGCUGAGCACAGGCAGCAGCAAUACCACCAUCGCCGAUGAAGUUGAUGCCGUGACUGUUAGCCCCGAAAACGGCACACUAGAGGACCACCGCACGACUCUCUGUCAAGAAUUGAACAGCAUCGUGCUCGACUUCUGCGCCGCCCAACCGGCGUUAGUCCCGAUCAUGAUCCUAGCAUACACACGGCACUGCGUUGCGCUGGCGGAGAUCAUGCGCGGCAUACUGCCGGGGCUUCCUGCGGUAUUCAGAACGGACGAGGAUAAAUCUGACGAUGGACGCAGCACACAACCUGCAGCUGGGAGUGAGAGAGAAUGCAAGCUGUGGAGAAGGGUGUUACGGGCGGAUGACGGGAGCGCGGAUUGUGCGGCGGGGAAUGCGUUGCAUAUGUCGUAUUACUUCUUGCAUGGACUGGACAAGCUGGUGGAUGUGGAUAGUGCGCGAGAUGUCGAAGGAUACGUCUCAGAGAACCUCAUAACCCUCUGUAACGCCCUUCUGGAAGAUUCUCUCAUACGCACGCCCCCGGAAUACUCCUCUUACGCAUUCACAAUAUGCGUGAAACUCGAAGACUACGUUGGCCAGGCGAGGUUCUCGGUUAGUCGGGUUGCUGCGCAGCUGGUCUCGAGGUGUUUGGAUGCUGGUAAGGAGUGAAAGUUCGACGGCUUUGAGGGUUGUUUACAAUGCGCGUUUGAUGAUUCUGAAUAUGGUAGCGUCGAGAUUCGAGGGUGCUUGGGGCGGCGUAACAAGGUGAGUGCUGUUGCUGAUCGUGUGGACUUACUCACAGCCUGACGUAGGAUGUUCCUUUCGGAAAUCAUAAGCAGCGCCGAUGACACCAGGACAAACGAUAUGAACGUCCCCGAAAUCACAAACGCCAUCGCACCCGCAAGUACGAAUGAACAGCGCAU